AUCUAUCAUAAUUGGUGUGAGACAACAUUAAUUUAAAUGCAGGAUAUUAACGUGACAACAGAACACUCUUAUCUUCACAUAAUAUGAAAUACCUUACCCAUCAUUUUCAUAGCAUUAUACCAAUUAGUUGUCUUUAAUCAUCUUCGAUGUCACUAACCCUCAAAUUCAAAAACAAAUUGAAUAGUCUAAAUAAUUGGCGGUUUGGGCGGCAUCCAAUUGUGACAGGCCACGUAUAGUGGGACCAACAACUUCCUUACCUCGUUGCUAUAUAUAAAGUCAAGCAUUAACAUGCCCAAACCACACAGAAAUAAAAAAUAACUUGUAAUCAACCAAAGUCGAAAAACAGAGCUAUCUUGUCGGAUCAAAAUGGUGAAGAUUGAGAUUGGAAGUUUGGGUGACUCCUUUAGUGUAGCAUCUCUUAAGGCUUACUUGUCUGAAUUUAUCGCAACUCUUCUCUUUGUGUUUGCUGGCGUUGGUUCUGCUCUUGCUUUUGCCAAGCUCACAUCCGAUGCAGCCUUGGAUCCGGCUGGUCUUGUCGCUGUCGCGGUGGCUCACGCCUUUGCCCUUUUUGUCGGUGUUUCCAUAGCCGCCAACAUCUCCGGUGGACACCUUAACCCCGCCGUGACACUCGGCCUCGCCAUCGGUGGCAACAUCACAGUAAUAACCGGUUUCUUCUACUGGAUUGCUCAAUGCCUUGGCUCCAUCGUCGCUUGUCUCCUCCUCGUCUUCGUGACCAAUGGCGAGAGCGUACCGACUCAUGGAGUUGCAGCCGGUUUAGGAGCUAUUGAAGGAGUAGUUAUGGAGAUUGUGGUGACCUUUGCUCUGGUGUACACAGUCUACGCCACAGCGGCUGAUCCAAAGAAAGGAUCACUUGGAACCAUCGCUCCGAUUGCUAUCGGUUUCAUCGUUGGUGCCAACAUCCUCGCCGCCGGUCCCUUCAGCGGUGGUUCGAUGAACCCGGCCAGGUCAUUUGGACCGGCUGUUGUCAGCGGUGACUUCUCUCAAAUAUGGAUCUACUGGGUGGGUCCACUAGUCGGCGGUGCACUUGCCGGACUCAUCUACGGCGACGUCUUCAUCGGAUCCUACGCUCCGGCUCCCACCACAGAAAGCUACCCUUGAUCAAUCAUAUACGGUUUUAAUUUGUUUGGCUUGCUUUUUGUUGUGUGAAAAUGUUUGGUCCAAGUUUCUUCCGAAAAGGAAUGAUUGAAUGUGGAGAAAAAGAUCAAAGUUGUACUUUGUGUUGGUUUAAAAAUAAAAAUUGUAUAUUUUCAGAAUUUCUUUUUCAUAAGAUCAUUGAUCAGUAGCUA
Messenger RNA from Arabidopsis lyrata subsp. lyrata, 1307 nucleotides. RefSeq names its product probable aquaporin TIP2-2. Gene Ontology annotation, cellular component: plant-type vacuole membrane. Gene Ontology annotation, biological process: water transport; transmembrane transport. The coding region runs from base 367 to 1119 and encodes 250 amino acids. The record is from RefSeq and is a predicted model, not a curated record. The transcript is spliced from 2 exons. Gene Ontology annotation, molecular function: water channel activity. NCBI's taxonomy places the organism in Eukaryota, Viridiplantae, Streptophyta, Magnoliopsida, Brassicales, Brassicaceae.